AUGGCCGAUCUCUGGAGCUCUGCUCGUUUGAUCUAUCGUGGCGUUGACGACGAAGAUGAAGAAUUUCUAGGACGCCUCUCAAGCGACCCAAUUGCCUUCCUCAACAUCGCACCUCACGUUCCAUCACCGCGAGGCAAGAAAACCGCCGCCCGACUCCGCGAACAACUCCAAAGCCCCGACUUCCUGGUCGCAGCAAUCAUCUGCCUCCCCCCAACAGGCGAAGACGCCGCCAGCACAGUCGACAAGGCCAUCGAAAUCUCCAAAGACAAAGACAAGCCCAAACCAACCCCCAUCGGCCAAAUCACCCUCCGAGGCGAAGACAUCCGCAACCAACACCACAGACGCUGCGAAAUCGGCAUCAACGUCCUCCGCGAAUACCAAGGCAAAGGCUACGGCACCGAGGCGAUCAAGUGGGUCCUACGAUGGGGCUUCAAGCGCGCCAACAUGCACCGGAUCGGCAUCGGUGCGUUUGCGUGGAAUCAGGAUGCUCUGCGGUUGUAUGAGAAGUUGGGGUUCGUGCACGAGGCGCGGAAGCGCGAUUUCUUUUGGCAUGAUGGGCGGUAUCAGGAUUUGGUGGAGAUGGGUAUGUUGGAGGAUGAGUGGCGGGAGAUUUAUGAUCAAAAAUGA
This is a messenger RNA of Zasmidium cellare ATCC 36951, 627 nucleotides long. RefSeq lists its product as uncharacterized. The coding region runs from base 1 to 627 and encodes 208 amino acids. The transcript has 3 exons. The record is from RefSeq and is a predicted model, not a curated record. Gene Ontology annotation, molecular function: acyltransferase activity, transferring groups other than amino-acyl groups. NCBI's taxonomy places the organism in Eukaryota, Fungi, Ascomycota, Dothideomycetes, Mycosphaerellales, Mycosphaerellaceae.